This is a messenger RNA of Pristis pectinata (smalltooth sawfish), 2582 nucleotides long. RefSeq names its product solute carrier family 2 member 12 (gene slc2a12). The coding region runs from base 76 to 1929 and encodes 617 amino acids. Gene Ontology annotation, cellular component: membrane. The transcript has 6 exons. Lineage: Eukaryota; Metazoa; Chordata; Chondrichthyes; Rhinopristiformes; Pristidae. Gene Ontology annotation, biological process: transmembrane transport. Gene Ontology annotation, molecular function: transmembrane transporter activity. The record is from RefSeq and is a predicted model, not a curated record.
GCAGUGCUCAGGUAAAAGUGCCCUUCUUCUAAACUCUGAACAGCAUGGAGAUGUGAUCUACAGCAAGUUGUAGCAAUGAACAUGGAGUUGGAACUUGAACUGGAAAAUGAAUCCAAGUCAACUGAGAUUCAAUCUGAUUUUUCAUUUGCUCACCUGAACCAGCCUACAUCUAAGAAAGGACCUUUCAGCUUUAUUCUCAUUGCUGCAUCUAUAAUUGCAUCUACAAGUGGACUUAUAUUUGGUUAUGAGCUUGCAAACAUUUCAGGAGCUAUUCUGCAGUUGAACAUCGACUUCCAGCUUACCUGUGUGAAACAAGAAAUACUUGUUAGUGCAAUCUUAAUUGGGGGCAUAGUUGGCUCCCUUGCUGGUGGUUACAUCAUCGAUCGAUGGGAAAGGAGGAUCGGAAUCAUUGUAAUGUCUUCAUGUUUUACAGUGGGCAGUAUCAUUAUGUCUGCCUCUACUUCCUACACAAUGCUUGUUGUGGGCCGCAUCAUUGUAGGAAUCGCUACAACUUCAGGUGUAUUUUCAGCAUGUAUUUAUCUAUCGGAGAUUGCACCAUCUGAAAAAAGAGGCAUGCUGGUAGCUCUGAUUGAAUUCAUGAUUGUUAUUGGAGUUUUGUUAGCAUAUGUUAUUAAUUAUGGUUUCUCCAAGAUUUCGAAAGGUUGGCGAUGGAUGUUUGCUAUUAAUCUCAUUCCAGCUGUGCUGCAGAUCAUCGGUGUGUUCUUUCUUCCACCAAGUCCUCGGUUUAUGAUUAGAAAAGGAUACGAUGAAAAGGCAAGUCUCAUCCUGCAGAAAAUUAGAUCGUAUUCUAAUGUUGAUGAUGAACUGACAACCAUCAAAUCUUCAUUGAGCAAUGAAAGCAAUUAUACAUUUUUUGAUAUAUUUCGGACAAAGGACAACAUCAGACUACGAGUGGGGAUAGGAUUUGGUCUGAUUUUUUUCUUGCAAGCUUCAGGCCAACCAAAUAUUUUAUAUUAUGCAUCAACUGUCUUAAGAUCAGUCGGCUUUGCAAGUGAUACAUCGGCGACAUUAGCUUCAGUUAGUUUGGGACUGGUGAAAGUAUUCGGCACAGCUUUAGCAAUGUUACUCAUGGACCGAAUAGGACGCAAAACAUUUCUUUACAUUGGAAGUACUGCUAUGAUUAUAAUGUUGAUCAUUCUGGCGAUGGUGGUCCAUAAAAUUCCAGUGCAAGUCACGGAUAUCUGCAAGGACCCCAAUCGCACUAAUCAUUGGCAAGAUAAUGUCACAUCUAUAAUACCUGAAUAUAAUUCAACAAAGCCCAGAGUCUUUGCAUCAAAGGCACACGUUAGUUCGUUAGAAACUAGAAUCUAUUCAAUCACAACUCAAAGCAAUGUGGGAAAUACAGCGGUGGCAAAUCAAUCCUCCUCUCCAUUCACAGGAAGCCCUGACAAGAAUGGAGAUGGGAAGGAACAAGUAUCUCCUUUGUUGAAAUGGCUGUCCCUUGCUUGCCUGCUCUUAUAUACUGCUGCCUAUUCAAUAAGUUUUGGACCAGUGGCAUGGGUGCUGCUGAGUGAAUUAUUUCCAAUAGGGAUAAAAGGCAGAGCUGUGACUUUCAUAGGAUUCUUGAAUUGGCUGUUGAAUCUGCUCAUUGCUUUAACCUUUUUGUCUGUGACAGAAUCUAUUGGCCUGAUGUGGAUGCUUCUGAUGUAUGCAAUACUGAGUUCUAUUGGGCUGAUUUUUAUUAUAUUCUUUAUACCUGAGACUAAAAGUCAGACACUAGAGGACAUAUCUGAACAACUAAGCCAAGGGUACAAUAUAAUUGGAGCUUGCUGUACAAUGGAAGGUGUCAAGAAACUGAUCCCAGAACGACUUUGGAAACGCAAAGGUGGUGAGCACUCCAUCUGGGCUACUGAUAUCCGAUACAACACAGAUGGCUUGGAAAACUAUUUUGAUGAUAGUACUUUGUAACACACAAUUCAAAAAUAGUUUUUUUUUGGAAGUUAUAGUGCAUUCAUCUUCUAUCUGUUCUGUUUUCAUUCAUAACUGUAACUGGAUUCUCAUUUCUUCAGAAACAAUGGUCUGCAAAUAUUAGUAGAUGAUAUUUGUUGAUCUUAAUUUGUUUUUAAUAUGUUGCUAUAAACAAAUGAGCAAUAGCAUGCUUAAGAUCUCCAAACCAAACUACCUGUUUGGCCAGAAUUCCUGGCCAUCUGUCUAGUACACAUGGUCUCUGGUAGGAUCACACUAUCUCAGUCCAGGUGCAUUUUGGCAAGGGCCAAGGAGUUUGAUACCUAUGGUUGUGUAUGUCACUGAUGGAGUUUAACCUGCUUAAUCCAUGAUGUGCUCCACUGUAGUGCACCUAUGCCAGCUUGUCCAGCCACAGCUAGCCUUUAAUUUGGACAUUGCUCUGAUAACUUACCAGAACCAUGCCCUGAAGAUUUUCAGUAUUGUUAAUGGGAAUACUCUUUCAGGUCAUAUGUCAUGUUCUCUGAAUACCACCUGCAUUAUUGCAAGCUCGACUAGCUCAGAUACGUGAUGGUUUUUAAAUGUGUCGGAAAGCGUUGACUUCUUUGUAAUCUUUCAUCACUGGCACUUCAACAAUAAAGAGCUUGGUUAAAUUUAAA